Messenger RNA from Nelumbo nucifera (sacred lotus), 803 nucleotides. NCBI's taxonomy places the organism in Eukaryota, Viridiplantae, Streptophyta, Magnoliopsida, Proteales, Nelumbonaceae. The record is from RefSeq and is a predicted model, not a curated record.
GGAAUGGUGGUGGGUCAGAUUCAAAUUUUCAAUGCAUGCUCAAGACCCUCGAGCGCUACCAAAAAUGCAGUUACAGUGCAUUGGAAACAAGCCAACCCGCCAAGGAGACAUAGGUAGCUUCGAAUGUCUCAUUCCUAACCAGAAUUUUGUUGAGAUGAGCAGCUACCAGGAAUACUUAAAACUCAAAGCAAGAGUUGAGGUCUUACAGCGUUCUCAGAGAAACCUUCUUGGGGAAGACUUGGGUCCACUAACUACAAAAGAGCUUCAGCAGCUUGAAAUGUCCUUGAAACAAAUUAGAUCAACAAAGGAACAAAUGCUCCAAGAAGCAAACAGAACCUUAAGAAGGAAGAAACUAGUUGUGAAAAUCCCCUUCGGCUGACAUGGGAAGCUGGUGGGCAAAGCAUUUCAUAUAGCCGCUAGGCUGCUCAAUCAGAGGGGUUCUUCCAACCAUUGGAAUGCAAUUCAACAUUGCAAAUUGGGUACAACUCUGUGGGACCAGAUCAAAUAACUGUUACAACCUCAACCCAGAAUGUGAAUGGCUUCAUUCCUGGAUGGAUGCUUUGAGUUCUGAAUAAUAAGUUGAAGCCAUAAGCAUGCUUCCUACUAGUUAUAUAUGUCAUAUUGGAGCAAAUAAGUUAGUGGAGGUUUAUCCAGUUGUUGCUUUGGAUAAUGCUAUUUAGGCCUCUUGUGGCUUAAUUGGACAAUAUUUACAUGUAUUUAUCUCUUACAAAGUUGGUCAUGUGUUUUACUAUCUCAAUGAAUGUUACAAGAGCAAAGUUUAUUGGUUUGAAUGGAAUUUCAGG